ACGUUUAAACUUUAAUAAUAUAUCAAUAAGGUAAUCUUUUCGAAACGAUUGUUUCCGUAAGAGUUUAGCAAAGCCGAAAGACUACGUCAACGUUUGAACUUCCUAUAUCAAUUGCGAACAUUAACGUGACAAAUUGAUCUUAUAUAACGCAACGUGGUUCUCUCAAAGUACUUUGACAUUAAUCCCUUUUCAUCCCUAUUCGGAGAUAAUGGCGAUGAUGUCGCUGACAAUUGUCGUUUUUUAGUCAAUAAUAAAGUCGGUGUCGAGACGUGUUUGUUUGGUUAAGUCAUAUAUAAAAGAAGUGAAAAAACAUAUGAAAGAUCACAAGAAGUAUGAGUAGCAAUACAAAGAGAACUAUCUACGUCGGUGGUUUAGCAGAAGAAGUAGAUGAAAAAGUAUUACAUGCUGCUUUUAUACCAUUUGGUGAAAUAAUUGAUGUACAAAUACCAUUAGAUUAUGAAUCUGAAAAACACAGGGGAUUUGCAUUUAUUGAAUUUGAAACUGCUGAAGAUGCAGCCGCUGCGAUAGAUAAUAUGAAUGAUUCCGAAUUAUUUGGACGAACGAUAAGAGUAAACAUUGCUAAGCCUCAAAAGAUAAAGGAAGGUUCAUCAAAACCAGUAUGGGCAGAUGACACUUGGUUGCAAGAACAUGCAGGCGAAACGCUUAAAACCGAUGAAAACUCUAAGACGGAUGAUACAUCUCAAUCUAAAAAGACUAAGAAAAACCCCCAAGUUUAUUUCGAUAUCAACAUUGGAAAGCAGGAGUUGGGUAGAAUUAUUAUGAUGCUACGGGCAGAUAUCGUACCGAAAACAGCCGAAAAUUUUCGUGCGCUUUGUACUCAUGAGAAAGGUUAUGGAUAUCAAGGCAGUAUUUUUCACAGGAUUAUUCCAGAUUUUAUGUGUCAAGGAGGAGACUUUACAAACCAUGAUGGAACUGGUGGAAAAUCAAUUUAUGGAAACAAGUUUGAGGAUGAAAACUUUGAAUUGAAACACACAGGACCAGGUACUUUGUCAAUGGCAAAUUCAGGACCAAAUUCAAAUGGAUCACAAUUUUUCCUUUGUACGGCACGCACAGAUUGGUUAGAUGGGAAACAUGUAGUUUUCGGUCAUGUCCUUAGUGGUUUAGAUGUUUUAAAAAAAAUGGAAAAGUAUGGGACACAAUCUGGCACCACGACUCAAAAAGUUGUUAUAUCAGCUUGCGGAGAAUUAACAUAACAAUAAAAGAUAAACGUUAUUAUUGCAAGAAA
Molecule: messenger RNA, 1246 nt
Organism: Polistes canadensis
Lineage: Eukaryota; Metazoa; Arthropoda; Insecta; Hymenoptera; Vespidae
Product: peptidyl-prolyl cis-trans isomerase E
Exons: 4
Coding region: 333-1214 (293 amino acids)
Biological process (GO): protein folding; protein peptidyl-prolyl isomerization
Cellular component (GO): intracellular membrane-bounded organelle
Molecular function (GO): RNA binding; peptidyl-prolyl cis-trans isomerase activity
Source: RefSeq, a predicted model, not a curated record